Messenger RNA from Trichoderma aggressivum f. europaeum, 1293 nucleotides. RefSeq lists its product as uncharacterized. The record is from RefSeq and is a predicted model, not a curated record. The transcript has a single exon. NCBI's taxonomy places the organism in Eukaryota, Fungi, Ascomycota, Sordariomycetes, Hypocreales, Hypocreaceae. Bases 1 to 1293 code for a protein of 430 amino acids.
AUGGCGGACGAAACCGAACCUGUUCAGGAUCUGGCCGUCAAGGACAUCAGCUUCCCCGUUGACUACAGUUUUGUGAUCGAAUUCAUGGUCGGACAGGAGACGCCAGAAUUCGAAUACGACUCUCCUUCAGAAAGCUCUUCUGAUGAAAACCCGCGGCCCCCAAGACUUUGGGCCUGUCCUGUCAAAGAAAAAGACCCCAGCGCUGUUAUCCUGGAUAAGUGCAAAGAUUUGUUGGUGAGACAUGGCGAGUCCGUGGCUAUCUGUCGGGACCCUUCAUCUCCCGAGACGACCAUGGCAUAUUUCCCUGAAGAGGAUGGCCCGCCCAUGGGCUUAGGGGGCCACUGGUUCAUCGAACCCUCAGCCACCACUUAUCCAAGGCGACACAGCCCCGAGUCGUAUGAAUGGUUUGGCGUGCGGCUUCGCAGUCCAACCUACCGCGAGCCGGAACUUGUGGAUAAGAUGACUCCAGUUCAAUGGAUCCUUCGUUUGUUGCGAGCAACACUCGUGAUCCAUCUCAACUCGACGUGUAGAUUCAACGUUCACGUCAAACCCGCACUCAUGCCAAUCUCUCUGCUCACUGCCAAGAAGAUGACGACACUUGUGUGGGUUCUCGAAAAGGAGCUGCUUGAGCGCGUCUGCCCCAACUCUUACGGGUUGCCGUAUCCCCAUGUCAAAACAUUGGAAACGUGCUCUCGAAUCUCGUCUCUUGUCUGGUAUGGCUCUGGAGGAAGAUCCCGUCAACAAGAUCCCCUUAGGGCUGCCAUCUCGAAACAGCAUCUUCCCGACCUCCGCAACAUGGACCUUUUAACCAGGCUCGAACUCGUAUGGGAUGCUGGCUCAACCGACGAACUCGCCAAGGGCCUCCUUGGGACCAAUGGCGCUGCCACGUCGUUUGGUAUACGGCCUGUUGGAAAGUACACCCAUGGCCCCACGUUUGAGUUCGGCUAUAGCCUUUGGCAUCCUUACCGCGACCUGGACGCAUCCCAGUACUGGAUUGACUUGUCUAUACAUCUCCUACGGGCCACAGCGCGCAAUGCCGACAGCUUUAAGCAGUACAUCUCGCAGUUGGAUGACUUGAUACACGGCUUCUCAGUUAACAGCACGCCCUCUACGCAUCGAUGGAAAUCGCUCUUGUCGACGCUCGGAUUAACGGACGAAUGGUCUGCUCCUUGGGAGGCCAUCGUUGAUCACUACAAAGCUGGCCAUCGGCUGGCUUAUCGAUGGGUCGAUCGGCAAGAGUUUCUGAUACCAUAUCAGCAGGAGAACCCAGGGCGGGGGACGGCGCAACGAUGA